Cyanistes caeruleus (blue tit) is the source of this 1247-nucleotide messenger RNA. It is a transcript of the gene OSER1, whose product is annotated as oxidative stress responsive serine rich 1. Gene Ontology annotation, biological process: cellular response to hydrogen peroxide. The record is from RefSeq and is a predicted model, not a curated record. NCBI's taxonomy places the organism in Eukaryota, Metazoa, Chordata, Aves, Passeriformes, Paridae.
CUAAAACCACGAAAGUUCCUGUCCCGUGCGCUGCCCCCUGGGGCCGCGGCCCGGAACGGCCGGGCUGUGAGCAUCGUUAGCCCUCAGGGGUUGGAUGAGGGGCCCGUGGCGGGAGCUCACUGGGGCUGUGGUGCGCUGGUACCGGGAAUACAGCCGAAAAUACAACGGCAAAGAAAAGGUGUGUGUUUUCCCGGGAGGUAAAAAACCAGUACAUGGUAAUUCUAUCACCUUCUGGCCAUCCCAAUGAUGAAAUCAGAAGCUAAGGAUGGAGAAGAGGAAAGCCUGCAGACAGCAUUCAAAAAGCUGAGAGUUGACACAGCUGGAUGUACCUCUUCUCUCUCUGUGGGUGAUGGGACAAGUCCCAGAGCAAUAGUUAGAGCAGUGGCAGAUGAGACCAAACCUAAGAAUGUGUGUGCUUCUAAGGAAACCUGGCAUGGGUCUAUGAAGAAGCCUUCGAGAGGAGUUGUGAGAACUCAGCGUCGCAGACGUUCCAAGUCUCCAAUCCUUCAUCCUCCAAAGUUUAUCCACUGCAGCACAAAAUCAAACUCCACAUGCAGCCAGCUGGUGCAGAAGAGCCAGGCUGAUGCCCAGGAGGACAGCAGUGGGUUUGGGAUGGCAGUCCCAAAGGAAGCUUGUGCACACGAAUGCUGCAGCGUCGCUCCGGACGCUGGCCAGAAGGGAGCUGAUGAGUCUUUGGCAGUUCCUUUUGCACAGUUGACAUCGGAGAACACACAGGAGAACUCUCCAGCUGCAGCUUCUCCAAUAUCCAAAACAAGCCUAAAGACUAGAGAGCUUUCUGACUUCCAGUCUAUGUCCAAGCUGAACGCGAGUGAGCCGUGUGCAUGUGCAGAUAAAGCCUGUCAGUGCAAACUGUGGCAAGAUAUGGAAGUGUACAAAUUCUCUGGCUUGCAGAACACCCUCCCGCUGACACCCGAUAGAACGGUUUCUGAGGAUCACUCCCAGCCUUUGCCAUCAAGAACUCCCUCAACUUCUCCACGCUCUUGCUCUGAGCAAGCCAGGGCCUUUGUGGAUGAUGUGACAAUUGAAGAUCUUUCAGGAUACAUGGAGUAUUACUUGUAUAUUCCAAAGAAAAUGUCUCACAUGGCAGAAAUGAUGUACACCUGACAGCAACGAGCACUAAAACCAGGAGGAUGGCUGGUUUAAAUCUGCCCUCAGGCACGUGAUGUGAAUAUGCAACCCACUCCCUGCUCACUGUGCUUGCAAUAAAAACACUUCUUUGCAUCUCA